AUGUUACGCUACACGCAACCAAAAAGCAGCAUACCUUGGUUAAAUCAGAUCAUAAGUGUUCUUGAACACAACAAUGUAACGAUAUUUGACGUCUUGGUGCAGGUCCUUCGCUUCGGGCAUGUUGCACAAAAUCUCCAUGCCUAUCGGGCAAAUCUCUGGGAAGGGGCAGGGGAGAUUGCAGAUCUGCUAUUGGAGCAAGAAGAGGAUGUAAUCAGGAACUGGGUGGCAGCAGUCACGGUUCAUACAUAUCAGACCGAGAUUUUGCAUCUGAUCGAAGGACAGCAAGGUUUUCACUUCCAGGCUAAUCAUGCCACACUCGAGCAACUUGAAUGCUUUGACUUGGCAGAGUUGGGUACAAAGAUGAAAGGCAUUGCACCGUUGACAUGGCAGAUGCUUGCUGCUCUCCUUAACUCGGACAAUCGGCGGCACUGGGAGGUAAACGAGGAGGAUAAUGAGGACACUUCAUCAGACUCAACCAUGUCGGAUAGUGAUGAUGAAUUCAUCUGGGAUGACCUUGAUCUGCAGGAGCUCGAUGUGUGGGACAUACCACGUGAAGCAUCUGAUGAGAACGACACUUUAUCUGUGAUAUCCAUGGAACUCGACCAGCCAGACAUCCAAUGGGAGAGUUCAUCCCAGUUCAGUAUGGAUGUUGAUCUCGAAACGGUAGUGCCUCAUCUCAAUGUUGCCGCUGGUGAUUCUACUGAUGACGAGCAGCCCAAACGCAGACGUCGUCGCAGACAGGAUCUCCCGAAAUGA
Messenger RNA from Desarmillaria tabescens, 756 nucleotides. RefSeq lists its product as uncharacterized. The record is from RefSeq and is a predicted model, not a curated record. Bases 1 to 756 code for a protein of 251 amino acids. The transcript has a single exon. NCBI's taxonomy places the organism in Eukaryota, Fungi, Basidiomycota, Agaricomycetes, Agaricales, Physalacriaceae.